AUGCACGACAAGUUGGUCAUAAUAGGCUCCGGCCCUGCCGGCCAUACCGCAGCCAUCUACGCCGCCCGCGCAGACCUCAAACCGAAGAUGUACGAAGGUUUCCUCGCUCUGGGAAUUGCAGCCGGCGGCCAACUCACUACCACCGACGAGGUGGAGAACUUCCCAGGCUUUAAGAUUAUCAAGGGAACUACCCUCAUGGACCAGAUGAGGGCCCAGAGCGAAGAGUGCGGAACGGAGAUUGUGUCGCAGACCGUCGGGAAGGUGGACUUGAGUUCGAGGCCGUUCAAGUAUUGGUUGCAUCCAAUGGGCGAUGAUGACAAUUUGGAGGAGGAAACACACACUGCCGAUGCGAUCAUCAUUGCUACGGGGGCUAAGGCUAGGAGGUUGGAAUUGCCUGGCGAGGACAAAUACUGGGGCAAUGGAGUCAGUGCUUGUGCGGUGUGUGAUGGCUCUCUUCCCAUAUUCAGGGAGAAGCCUUUAGUGGUGAUUGGAGGUGGAGACUCCGCUGUGGAGGAAUCGCUGUACUUGACGAAGAAGGCGAGCAAAGUCACGGUCUUGGUGAGACGGGAUCAAUUGAGAGCCAGCAAGACCAACGCGAGGAGACUGCAGAACAACCCCAAGGUGGAGAUUAAGUGGAAUACUCAAGGAGUGGAGAUCAAGGGCGAUGAGGGUCCGAGAGGGCUCAUGAAGAGCAUGGUCAUCAAGAACAUCAAGACUGGCGAGCAGGAGGAAAUUCCCGCGAAUGGACUCUUCUAUGCUGUGGGACACGAACCUGCGACGCAGCUAUUCAAGGGCCAGCUCAAGACGGACGAGGAUGGAUACCUCCUUACCACGCCGGGCACGACGGAGACGAGCGUGCCUGGUGUUUUCGCUGCCGGAGAUGUUCAGGAUAAGAAGUAUCGUCAGGCAGUGACUUCAGCAGGUGUGUCACAUACUUCUAGAGCUGCCGUAUCUCGGUUAUUUGCUAACACGUUCCGCAAGGCUCUGGCUGCAUGGCCGCCCUCGAAGCCGAAAAGUGGCUUGCCGAGAACGAAGACGAAGUUCCCAACGGUGUCGAAGCCGACAACGAAGUUAAGAAGGGUCAGAAUGGCGAGGCGCCGGAAUACAGAUCUAACCCGCUGCUGUAA
Molecule: messenger RNA, 1127 nt
Organism: Lecanosticta acicola
Lineage: Eukaryota; Fungi; Ascomycota; Dothideomycetes; Mycosphaerellales; Mycosphaerellaceae
Source: the annotation of a GenBank genome assembly